This is a messenger RNA of Colletotrichum destructivum, 3969 nucleotides long. RefSeq lists its product as uncharacterized. The transcript is spliced from 6 exons. Bases 836 to 3367 code for a protein of 843 amino acids. Gene Ontology annotation, cellular component: nucleus. The record is from RefSeq and is a predicted model, not a curated record. Gene Ontology annotation, molecular function: RNA polymerase II cis-regulatory region sequence-specific DNA binding; DNA-binding transcription factor activity, RNA polymerase II-specific; zinc ion binding. NCBI's taxonomy places the organism in Eukaryota, Fungi, Ascomycota, Sordariomycetes, Glomerellales, Glomerellaceae. Gene Ontology annotation, biological process: positive regulation of transcription from RNA polymerase II promoter by galactose; DNA-templated transcription.
CCCAUAUCCGAUCAAAGUCUCGCUGUUCCCCCCUCCCUCUUCCGGCCAGGCUUUUCUCUAUCCUUUCCUCCAUUCGUAUCCUCGCGACAUCUCUACAGACUACUUGCACCCGCUGCCGUGACGGCAGUCUCCCCCCCCCCCCCCCUCUUCCCCCUUCCCUAUCUUCCGUCCUAUCCCAUCUCUUUUUGCUCGCCCGCAGUAGCAGACCAACGCAACGCGGGAUAGCACAAACCUGGAUCUUUUGCUCCCCACGUCACAUCUCAUUCUCGCGUGCGUGCCUUGGUCGCUCUUUCAAAGCCAUUCCCCCCAUACCCGAUCCGAAGCUCAAGCUUCCCCACUUGCGGUCACCCUCGUCACCCAUCGUCGCCAGGUCACCACAAGCUUGCAUUGACCCGUCGUCGGAACAUGUCAGGAAAGCUUGCGUAGAGAAUCGAUCCCUACUAGUUUUCCCGCUCUGGAUCAGAUCACGGAACGCUCUCUGCGACUGUGGCUGCGGCAUCUGUCCUCUCGUCUCCUAACCGCAACCCUCGCUCAUCGCCUACUGCAGCCGAGAGGAAAGCAUGCGCACCUGUCUGUAGGUACGGAUACCUGGUGCUUGCUAUCCGCCGCUCUGCCUAUUUGCCUCUCUGCUUCCACCCUCCGGCAUUGUGCAGUCACCCGUGAACCCUCGGCGCCGCUUCCGUCCUUCUCCGCCCUCUUCCGCCACUUCGACACACCUGCCCUUGCGGCUGCCGCUGCUCCAAACCCAACUCCACCUCGUCGCCUCAUCGGAUAGCGGGCAUUUCCAAGGUUCUAUGGACUAUCCGUAUCGGCCCAUGCACCAUCGCCCUCGACAAUGACCCGACCCAAGGUCCCAGAGGACAAACGUCAACGGACUGCUCAGGCCUGUGACACCUGUAAGCGCCGGAAGCAGAAGUGCAAUGGCUCUCGUCCAUGUGCCACAUGUACCAAGAGGAGCUUGGUGUGUACCUACACCACGAGCAACGGCUUCGAACAGACUCCUCCGGACCAACUAGCCUCUCCCUCCAAGCGUCGCAACAUCGAAGAAGUGCCCACUGCGACAUCAACGGCCCAUGAUGGCUCUCACGCAUCUGAGAGUCCUGCGGCGGCCACAACGCCGUGGGAGUCUAGCCUGCAGCAACCAGUCACCGGAGAAAAACCGGCUGUCGGUUUUGAUAUAAAGCCCUCUAUCGAAAAUGACCAUGAGAUGGCAGCAGCGGACCGAGAGUUCGAUAUUAGGUCGAGACACAGCACAGCAUCAGGCCCCGACGAAGAAACAUCGCUUAUCCAGUCCACCAGGAUGUUACAAGACCCUACAGGCAGACUUCUCUAUGUGGGCGACUCGGCGUCCUUGGCAUACCUACAGCUCAUUCGAAUGAUUGUCGAAGCGAGCGUUGGGCCCAGCGACUUCACGAUGGAUCCCAGCCGCCACAAAAUCAUGGAGGCCACUAUAGUGAUGCCGGCGAACGUACGCCCUCCACAUAUCUUGCCUGAUAGGGACACGGCCAACGCCUUGGUUGAAUCGUUCUUUACAAACACUCACGGCCUCAUUGAAGUGUUCAACAGAGCAGCCUUUGAAAAGUCCGUCGAAGCUUGCUACUCGGAUCCUCUGGCAGCUCAAUCAUCUUUUCUCUGCUUGUUGUAUCUGACCUUUGCCCUUGGCACAGUCCUUGGCACGCCGCGUCCUGGUAGCAAGGAAGACGCCAUCUUCAAGAAGCUACGGGCAAGUGAAUACGACCGCGCAGAGCUCUUCUUCCGAAGCGCAAAAGCCCUCGGUGACCCGAUAACUGGUUUUGAGGAUGCAGACUUUUGGUCCGUGCAGGCCCUUUCGUUAAUGGCCGUCUAUAUGCUAGCAGUGUCGAAGCGUAAUGCGGCUUAUGCCUACUUUGGAAUGGCCGUCCGAUCCGGAUUUGCUCUUGGCCUACAUAGGGUUCAAGAGAAUCAUUUCAUCUUCAAGAGCCACGAAAUCAGGCUUCGGCGGAAUCUCUGGAGGAGUCUGUUCGUCCUCGACCGUUUCCUCGCGGCUUCGCUCGGCCGCCCGGUAGCCAUUGAUGAGGAGGAAUGCUCUGCGGAUGCACUUUUGGUGUUCGAGAAGAACUCUCAAGGGGAGUUGGUCCGCGUCACGAACCCCAAUGAUGGAUUGGACGCCGCCGUACGUUCUUGCCGAAUCAUUGGACAGAUUCUGAAGAAGAUCUACGCCCGCCGACGAAUAUCAGUCCGCCUCGCCCAAGAGAUCUGGGAGCAAUGCAACAGCUGGUAUUCUACCCUUAGCCCGGAUCUGGCUGGGAGGCAAGUCGCUGCCGAUCCCAAUAAUCCGAUACAAAGCAUCGCAGCUCUCCACGUCAAUCUGCUCUACUGCCACUCCAUCAUGUUACUGACCCGGCCGUUCUUCAUAUGCCUGCUAAGCAAAGUGCACGGCGAGCGGAGCGGUCUUCAUUUGCCGGUCCCACGCUGGAUCAACCGCAUGUCAAAGUACUGCGAAGCAUGCCUGCACGCCUCAAACCAAACCAUCAUCCUCGUUCAAAAGGCGUUCGAGAGCAACUACCUUCCGCAACGCAACCCUUUCGUGCUUUACUUCCUUUUCGCCGCCUCCCUCAUCAUUCUGAGCAAUGAGUUCGCGGCGAUCUACCCGAACCCAAGCUAUGGGACCUCGAUAUCCAACACGAUCGCCAUCAUGCGUUACUGCGCCGCCAGUGAUCCGCAGGCCAACCGUCUACUCUUUAUCCUGACAUCAUUCCGCAAUGUCAUUUACGAACUCCGGCAGAAGAAACCUGAGCAGCCGGCCAUGCCCGCUCCUCCAACCUUAUCUCCGACAUCGAUCCAGGACCCCAUCGGCACCAUUUUUCGACCUUCCGGGGUGUUGCGGAAGGACUCCCUCGUGGCAAAUACCUCGGGCCCGUCACUGGCCGCCGUUAAGACGAUGGCUCCGCCUCCGCUCUCCAUGAAAUCAGAACCCACCUUUUCCACGCCGACAGGUCCGUCGGCAGGUGUGUCGCCCGCGGGGAGUACUCCGGGCAUGUCUCAGGGCGAUCAGAGCACAAGGAUGGGCGGUGACUCGGACACGGCGGAUGGGGAACUCGAGUUCGACCAGCUAUGGGGCUGGUCGACUGUUCCUAGCAUAACAAGCGGGACCCUCGCAGCGGGAACGGCGGCCGCACCCGCCGGAGCUCCUCCGGGAUUGGCGACGGCGACAACAGCGUCGAAGGUGCCCGCAUUUCCAGCUCCCGGUCCAGGCCAACCAUUUCGGGGCUUCCCAAACUAUAUUGUGCCCGGUGGUCCCAACGGAGGCGGAGUCCCGACGGUUGGACCUCCAGGAUAUGUUGCUCCUCCCAACGUGCCAAUGUAUGUUCCAGCAGAGUACUCAUAGUAUAACUGUGAUGGAAGGCUUGUCAAUACAACGGGAGGAGGGAGAACCAUAUGACAAUCCCUAGGCAGCCGUCAUCGGCGAGUCGCAAGACUGUUCGACCAGCUCGAACCCCAGCACACGACUGAUACGCUUAUCCUGAAAUCAAUAAAGGACGGCAGGACGGCUUUUGUCCGGAAAAUCGAAAACGUGUACCAUUAUACCCUCGGUGGCUGGGGUAUGGAAACUGGAUUAGGGACACGAAUGUACAGGACGAUUCGGUCUAUGUAAACGGUACAAAGCUUGAGGGAAAAGGAGCAGAACACACAAGAUGAGUUUCAAGAUACCCAGAGCAUGACGAUAAGGAAGUGCUUCUUGACGAGGCGAGGUCGUGAGGCUAUUCGUGUGGACAUUGCGAUGCAUGCCUCGAACAUACUAUUGGGAGAACGGGACGAUAGGUAGUAGGUGGGUUUAAUCGACUUGCGGCCAUGUGAAGUUGCGCAGAAAACAGGGAAAUGAUGCAGCCUAGGUAGCAACAACAAAGCCUAGCAACGCAAUAAGGGGGGUGACCUUCAGAGUCAAUAUAUUCGAGAAAACACCAGACACACCCCUUCGCAACUGGGUUU